Messenger RNA from Cyprinodon tularosa, 860 nucleotides. RefSeq names its product secretory calcium-binding phosphoprotein 7 (gene scpp7). NCBI's taxonomy places the organism in Eukaryota, Metazoa, Chordata, Actinopteri, Cyprinodontiformes, Cyprinodontidae. The record is from RefSeq and is a predicted model, not a curated record. The transcript has 9 exons. The coding region runs from base 135 to 560 and encodes 141 amino acids.
AAUUCCUGUCAAAAGUUUGAAAGAUCUUUCUUUUGUAAGCAUAUAAAUAGGAGCAAUCUUCCUCUGCUCGCCACAGAUUUCCCCAAGAAUACCUCUGCACUCACCCUUGGACAGACAGGAAAGCUUGAUUCAAAAUGAAGCUCCUUGUUCUUGCAGCCUGCAUCAUUGGGAUGGCUUACAGUGCUCCUUUAGAGAUGUACAUGGAGUUUGACAUCCACCAUGCUCCCCCUCAGGCAGCCCAGGCAAUCCCAGCAGGAGCACCAAUAGGGUCCCUGGAAGUUCUGCUCCCUGUUAAUAGACAGAGACAGUUUGUUGGUGGACCUGUCCAUGGAUUCAUUAAGCAGGAGAUUCCUGGGGAGAAUGGGAAAAAUGAUGAGAUUUAUUAUCCCUUUGGGUUCAACCAGCCAGAUCCAGCUGCAGCUGCACCUAUUGUCCCUGCUGCCCCUGCUGCUCCUGCUGCUCCUGCAGCUCCAGCUGUUCAGGCUGCACUUGCUAACCCUGUUGUUAUCCUUGCAGCUCCUGUUGCCAAACCCAGUGAUGACGAUGAGGAAGAUGACUAAAAAGACCAGAGUCAGCAGCAGUUUUGCUCAUGCAUGCAAAAAGAGGUGAGGAGUCCAGCUACGAGCCAAGAUGAAAAAUAACGAGUCAUCAUUGGUUGUUUAGGAAGCUUGUAAUACAUUUGGUGCUGUGCAUUAUGGGAGGAAAAUUCUAGUCUAGAUGGUGCUACCUUCUUUCUAAAAACAUGAAAAAAAAUGAUGCAACACUUGCAACUAUUAGCAUGCUGUGAAACAUGAUUGUCCUUUUUCCAUUUAUUUGCAUAUGAUUUCCUUAUCAGUAAAUAAAGCAGAUAAAUGCAUUAA